GCCGGAUUUCUCUCAAUGGCCUCGCUCCCGCGUGGGAAAGUGGUGCCGCAGUCACGCCCCCUGGCUGACCACGCCCCUCUUCGGGCGCGGCCUGGCACCGCCCCCUUCGUGACGCCAUCAGCGAGCGCCGGGGGGCGGCGGGCGCCCCUGGCGGCGGGACGGGUGGCGAUGGCGGCCGGCUCGGUGUGGAAGGGGCUGGUGGGGCUCGGCCUGUUCGCGCUGGCACACGCGGCCUUCUCGGCGGCGCAGCAUCGUUCUUACAUGAGGUUAACAGAAAAGGAGGAUGAAACGUUGCCCAUAGAUAUAGUUCUUCAGACUCUGUUAGCCUUUGCGGUUACCUGCUAUGGGAUAGUACAUAUCGCAGGAGAGUUUAGAGACAUGGAUGCCACUUCAGAACUAAAAAAUAAGACGUUUGACACGUUAAGGAACCAUCCGUCUUUUUAUGUAUUUAAUCAUCGUGGUAGAGUAUUGUUCCAGUCCCCAGACACAGUGAAUUCUUCUUCAAACCAAGAUGCUUUGUCAUCCAGCUCGUCACUGAAAUUCCGAAAACUUGAACCUCUGCGCCGCUAAGACUUUUACAGAUUAUAAUAAUAAUCCAGGACACUGAGAUGUAAUAUUGAAGUGGGGGAUGUAAACACUUUUUUAAUUUCUGGAGCAGUAUUUAUAUUGAUCUUCCAGACUUUAUAAAGUAUAUAUAUAUAUAUAUAUAAACUAAGGACCUUCUUUGUACACUGUUAAUGAAAAUGAAUUGUGAAUUGGCAACGCAGUGUAAAUUAUUCUACAGUUAUGCUGUGAAACACAUCUUCAAAUUUUCAUAUAUUAAAACAAGUUGCAGCUGACUUCAGUUAAAACAAAAAGCAAGCUAGUUUUUACUGCAGUUAACGUUCUUUGACAAGAGGGAAUGUUUGAGUGCUAUUUAUUUUCUCAGUUUGCUUGCACAACAGUUUGUGGAACUCCUUCAGAAAUACUGUGUGCACUGCAUCACUUAACAGCAGAAAAAGGGGCAGCGUCUCCUGUUCUAGAACACUGCAGGUUUUAGGCACAGGAAGGCACAAAGGUUGCUUUCAUUUUUUUACAGUGCUGAAAAAUAGUUGUGUGAAGGGUUUUGUUUUGAUUUUUUUCUUCUACGUUUUCGUUAUCACGUUAGUUCCCCGUUGCCCUCCUUUGUUUAAAUGUAAACUGUCCUCUCUUGGCCCAGGUUGUGGUGCAUGUGGUGGGAGGCAGCUCACGUCUGAUCACAUAGAUAAUGUACCCCGCUCAGCUCCUUCACCCACUGUAUUUCAGUUCUCUUUGGUUGUGAAUACAGGAAUGUUCAUCAGGUGACUGGGCACUGUGGUGGUACCUCCAAAUGGCACCAGAUACAACUUCCUGAGUCAUCUCCUAUGAGAAGUAUUUGAGUGUCAGUAAGAAAUACCUGUUCUGUCCGUGGUCCAGGGCCCAGGUGCAGCAGCCAGGUCUGCUUGCUGGCACUGGGGCAGUGCAGGUUGUCACCCGGGUGCGGUACAACCACCCCCUUUUCUGCCAACACAGCCUUUCAGUUUGAUUUCUUCUUUGUCAGCUGAGCCCUCAGCUGAUUCAAGAUUUCUGUCUUGAUUUCAUGUAUUGGGACAGAUGAUACAGUCCUUAACUCUCACUGACGUCUGAAUUCUGAUCUCCCCUUAGGGGCUGAGUGGAUGCUAAAAUUUCUCUCGCUCUGGCAUUUCACCUGCCUGCCAUAGCAAAGGGGGUAGUUUGAGAUACUGGUGGGGCCAACUAGAAUUUUCCCUGAUCUGAAGAUGUCUCACGGCUGCCAUGGAAAUACAGCCUUUUGUCCUAGCACCUGUUCUGUUUGUUUGUUUGUUUGUUUAAACUGCAAAGAACUGUCAAAGGCAAAAAGCUUAGCAAAAAUACUGUGUAAACCGAAGCCUCUUUUUCUAGCUCUGCCCGUCCUAUGGAGUGGGUGCCCCAGUGCUAGAGCAAUAUCCGUAGCUGCUGCUCCACAAUCACUCCUAAGUGUCUGGGUUUGGUUGGAAAGGGUUACUCUGCCAGCUGAAAGCGCCUGAGCUGCCGGAUUACUUCCUAAAGUGUCCUGGUUCCCCCCUAGCUGGUGUGACAAAUCAGCUCACGCCAGCUGCUGCCACCAAAGGCCUCAAAAAUAGCAAGUAUCAGGUCAGCUCCGCUGCAGACAGAGCUGGUUCCCUGCAGAACAGAGGAUGCAGCUGAACAUCCGCCAGCUGAACUUGCGAGGCACAGGACAGAACGGGGGGAGGCAGAAGGUCGGCAACACCGCUCCAGGCUGACCCUGUGGUGUGGUUGGUGGCGAGGGUCUCUUAGAGCGGGGCUGCUCACCCCUCAUGGCUAAGAAGCCCCAUUUGUGCUACCCUAAGGCUACGUGGACCUUCCCGAGGCAGAAGGUGCUGCUGUGGGACAGGGUGAGCGGAGAACGUCGCCCGCUGCUCCAAGCGGGUCCUGCUGUAUAAACACCUUGUUGGCUGCCUCGGGUCUUCUCGUGACAAGUAGCCUUACUCUUCAGCAGCAAUGGUUAUAUCAAAAAGCUGUACAACUUAUUUUUUCUUAUUGAUCUCGCAAUGUCCAAUAAACAUUGAUAUCCUUGAA
Columba livia (rock pigeon) is the source of this 2595-nucleotide messenger RNA. It is a transcript of the gene MMGT1, whose product is annotated as membrane magnesium transporter 1. The transcript has 4 exons. Bases 16 to 570 code for a protein of 184 amino acids. The record is from RefSeq and is a predicted model, not a curated record. Gene Ontology annotation, cellular component: EMC complex; early endosome; Golgi apparatus. NCBI's taxonomy places the organism in Eukaryota, Metazoa, Chordata, Aves, Columbiformes, Columbidae.